Messenger RNA from Sinocyclocheilus anshuiensis, 633 nucleotides. RefSeq lists its product as uncharacterized. Gene Ontology annotation, biological process: pyrimidine nucleotide-sugar transmembrane transport. The record is from RefSeq and is a predicted model, not a curated record. The transcript is spliced from 5 exons. Gene Ontology annotation, molecular function: pyrimidine nucleotide-sugar transmembrane transporter activity. The coding region runs from base 1 to 633 and encodes 210 amino acids. NCBI's taxonomy places the organism in Eukaryota, Metazoa, Chordata, Actinopteri, Cypriniformes, Cyprinidae. Gene Ontology annotation, cellular component: Golgi membrane.
AUGACUGCCUGGCUCAACGAGGUGUUGAAGAUAUCUGUGGCUGCCUCUCUGAACAUGUUGCAGUCUGUGUCCUGGAUGCAGUCAUGCAGUGCUGGCCAUCGUCUGGCCAUAUUGCGAUCUGCUUUUGAACAACUGGGGAUGUGCGUGCGCACGCAAAUCGAGGGAUCGUCGAACGUGUGUACAGAUUGGAGUUCAUGUUUGAUGAUGAUGGCAGCAGCAGUCAGUGAAAGUCCACACAGAAGCACUGACGAUCAAACAUCCACCCGAAGACUGAAUGACGUGAAAGUAAUGAAGUUCAUCAGUCUGGUGAUUUUGGUGAUCCAGAAUGUAUCGCUCAUCCUCGGCAUCAGCUACGUGUGGACAUUGUCUGAUUUCUUGGCCACAUCUGCUGUUGUGAUGGCAGAGAUUCUUAAAGUUCUUACAUGUCUGUUUAUCAUCUCGAUGCAGAGGACUGGAGAAGCAAGCUUUUAUGACAUUGCGUGGGUUGGCAGAACUGUUUCACUAUACAUACUGAAUUGUGUAUUGAACAGUGUAAUGCAGGGGUGCCCAAACUCGGUCCUGGAGGGCCGCCUGCAGGCGGCGCUAAAACGGCUCCAUAAUUCAGAACACGAGAAAGUGAAGAAGAUCGCGUAA